Cuscuta campestris is the source of this 2204-nucleotide messenger RNA. The record is from the annotation of a GenBank genome assembly. NCBI's taxonomy places the organism in Eukaryota, Viridiplantae, Streptophyta, Magnoliopsida, Solanales, Convolvulaceae.
CCUCUCCCGUCUCUUCUUCAUCAUCUCCUCACAUGGCGAUCCUCAUUUUUUCCUUCUUUCUCUCUUCACUCUACGCGCCGCCCAUUUUGCCCUACUCUUGUUUCCUUCCCCCCUUCUUCCGCCCGACCCGCAAUCCUCUCCGUCGUCGCUGCUGAGCGUCUCCUGCCUGCUUGCAUCCUCCAUUAAUGGCCUCAUAAUCCUCGCUUUCUCCGAUGGCCUCCCUCACUCCCGGCGUCUUGCUCAAGCUUCUGCAGAAUGUGGAGAACAAGGACGCGAAGGUCGUCAGCGAACACCGCUCCGCUCUCCUUCAGGUGAUUGGCAUCGUACCUUCGCUGGAAGAUGAUCCGUGGAAGAGCAGGGGAUUUUACCUUAGGGUUUCGGAUUCUCAGCACUCGGCUUACGUUUCUGUGGCAGACGAAGAUGCCGAGUUGAUACUGGGUGACAAGAUCCAACUCGGGCAGUUCAUUCACGUGGCUCGCCUGGAGAAGGGCUCCCCCGUGCCGGUGCUCAGGGGUGUGAAGCCGGUGCCGGCGAAGAGGCGACCGUGCAUUGGGGAGCCCAAGGAUUUGAUUUCCAGCGAUGUUUUGACGCCGCGUGGUCGGGCUGAGGUCAAGAAGGUGAAGAAACACGGGGAUGUGAGAAAAUUAGAGGUUAAAGCGAAAGGACCAGUCGGGAGUGGAGAUUUGAAAUCAAGAAGACACUCCAUUGAUGCUGGUAUGGGAAUGAGGAGAAUGAGAUUGGAUUCAAUGAGAAGAGGAUGGGACCGGAGUGAUGGUGGGAUGAAUGGGGCCGGAUUUGAUUCGAAGUCCAUGUCUGAGAAGAGCCAUUCUCUCAAGGGGGCUAGCACAGAUUCUGUUUGUUCUCAGAAGAAAGUCCAUUUGGAGAAAGAAUUGACACCAAGGCAUUCUAGAAUGGACGCUUCACCACUUCAAAAUAAGAACACCGUUGUUCCUCCAAAACUUGUUAGCAAGCCUAGUAAGAAAGAUGAUGAGACUCUUCCAAAUCCUUUGAUGAAGGUGGAUGUCAAAUUUAAGAGUUCUUCAGACUCAAAGAUAUUGUGGAAUUCACUUCCAUCAACCCUGAGAAAUCUAGGGAAGGAAGUUGUGACUUGUAAGAUGGUUGCAUUUGCUUCUGCAAUGCAUGCACUAGAAGAAGCUUCUGCUGAAGAUGGCGUCAUAAGUUGCAUGAGCAUGUUUGCAGAGCUAUGUGAAAUGGCAGAAAAAUGCUCUGCAGGACCAGUGGUAGAGAAAUUCUUGAAGCUUCAUGAAAACUUGCAGAGAGCACUUGCAGUCAUUCAUGCACUGCUGAACCAGAAACCCCCAGAAACAAAAAUCAAAGAUGGUUUUGGCUCACACUCUCCAUUCCCAGAGAUGUGCAAGAACAAAAAUGCAGCAGCAUUAUGGGUCCAAGCUGCUCUAGACUCAAACCUCUCAAACCUUUGCCUGUUCUCAAAGCCGCAGAGAGGAGGAAGAAGCAGCAGCCCUGCUUGUGGUGAGAAACACUACUACUGUGCUAUAAUAGAGAAUACCAUCCCCAAGAAAUCCGAGAACCUUUUAACAACAGAUAGGAAAACCCCCAAGAACUGCGACUCUAACCAAACCAAACCAAUCAAACCCAGUAGUAUAUCCCACUCAAGAGUAACGUCCGAUAAACCCAAACUGGGUCAAGUGAAGUCAAAAGGAGAGAGACUGAAGGAUGCUUGUAUCUUAGCUGAGAAGUUGCUUUCUUUUUCCCAGAGAUGGUUUCUGAAUUACUUGGAGAAUAGGUUAGACAUGGAGUUUGAGGUGAGGAAGGGAAGCAACGAAGGGUGCCCCGAAAUUGUCGGGCUAUUGGGGCAGCUCAGAAGGGUUAAUCAGUGGCUGGAUGGGUAUUCUAGUAGUAGACAGGAAGGGGAUGAAGCUGAUGAAAACAUAGAAGGCCUGAGAAAAAAGUUGUAUAGGUUUGUGCUAGAUCAUGUGGACUCUUCUUCCAUAGUUGUAGGGUAGAGUGUACUCAGUGUAGGACUGUACCUUAGCUAACCCUCCUUAUCACAUUUAUAACUCUGACUUUGUGAUCAUAUCAUAGAGAUAUUGAGAGCAACAGUUGAGCCUUUCUCUCAAAAAUAUGUAACUGAUCAAUCAUUGUGAACUAUGGAUUAUAUAUGAACUGGUGUUUUAACAUUAAUUCCUAAAACUGGUGGAUGUAAUGGUUGCUUUGUGCUAUAU